This is a messenger RNA of Phytophthora infestans T30-4, 681 nucleotides long. RefSeq lists its product as uncharacterized. Bases 1 to 681 code for a protein of 226 amino acids. The record is from RefSeq and is a predicted model, not a curated record. Lineage: Eukaryota; Oomycota; Peronosporomycetes; Peronosporales; Peronosporaceae. The transcript has 2 exons.
AUGGCCAAGGAUAUUGCGCUGGACUUGGAUGAGGAGGCAGAAGGGGCUGGUGAUCAACCGGUUGGAGCCGGUAGCAAGAAUCGAGAAGCAACUACUGUUGACGAGCCAGACUAUAUUAACAAAGAUGACGGUGAGAAUCUGGCGGAGAUAACGGGUGCUGGGGACGGUGAAACGGCCGCGUGUCCGUUGCCGGUUGCGGCACCACGAGGCGAACCGCCUCAAGUAUCGCGGCCAGGACAAGGAAGCAGCUACGGAGAGCACCAUAUCCUGCGACAAACACACCUGGUGAUCAAGAACGAAGGGCAAGUGACGUUGGCCGAACUCCAGAGCAAGGUGCCGCCACCUGCGACGGCAGCCAAGGUGACGCCAUCGAUGAUGGUAAGCAACUCCAUGCGCCCGAACACGGGACCACAGCCGUCGCAACCCGCGGCGGAACGGCAGACGAGCGACGCGCCAGAGAGCCAGGAACGGAAGCGGAGCAUAUCUAUGUGUUCGCAGCGAGAGGGCGACGUGGGGUUGACAGCCUGGCAGUCGCCAAUUCCGGCGGGUUGUUCACGACGUCGCGCGAAAAGGUCGGAGAAUGCCGUCGAAGCAGAUAUCGGGCACGCUCAGGCCGUUACGUGCUGGAAUUCGAGAUUGAACGACUGGGUCAUCGACCUGACGGCCGAGGAUAUGGAUUAG